AUGAACCUUCCAGUUGGUAAAAAGAAAGAGAAAAACUAAAUUGUUGGUGCUGUCUGGAUGGAUGCUGGUGUUGUAAACUGCCAUUUAUGCAGUUGAACCUGGCAUUAAUGCAGUCCAUGAAGUAUCACAACAGUUUACAGUGUCCUGAGGUGUUAGCCAGGUAGUGAUGUCUGCUCGGUCUCUAUGGAUGUUUUUUACGCCUGUGGGCAGGAGAGGUUUGUGUACUUGUGCUCCAAUUAGUUGGGGGACGUCACAACAUAUUCCUUGUGUUCGGCGCGGGACUACGCCGUACCCAGUAGGAUUGCCUAAGUACACCCGCCCCCUCUACGUACGCAAUUACAGCCCAUUUGGGACUACUGCACUUCAGACGUAUGGAUCGGUACUACAACCUCUGUUCUGCAAGGAUAACAUAAGCCACAGACCUUCAACUGUGUUAAAGUUGUCAGAAGAACCAUGGAGGGCAUGUCUGCAGAUGCGUUUCAGAUCAACUAUUGCCACCAAAUCGGUGCUGAAACAGGGAGGCCUGCCUGCUAAACGGACCGUCAAAGGUGCAAGAACGAAACAGCCUUCCAGAGUAAAUCAACCAUUGCCAGAAGAAGACCCGGAUGUAAUGCAGUGCAUUGCUUUUGCAACAGCGGACCAGUACCAUUUGCCCACUCUCUGCCACGACUUAAUAGCCAAUGGUUUCUAUGAAAUUACAGAUCUGCCAAGAGAUGCCUCCAAUGUGCUGGUGAUUGGAACGGACAACAUAUUGAAAGCUAAUGACCAUGCGAUGAUGUUCUUCUUCAGGGAAGGAUCUGUGGUUUUCUGGAAUGUUGAGGAGAAAACGAUGAAAGCUGUGAUGCGGAUCUUGGAACAGCAUGAAAUUCAGCCAUAUGAGGUGGCUUUGGUUCACUGGGAAAAUGAAGAGAUCAACUACUCUAUUGGGGAGGGAAACUCCAAGCUUCAUCGUGGGAGUUUUCACCUCAACGGUGAGAUGGACUAUGAGCAGUUGGUUCUGGAAAAGUUUGCCUUCUCCAAUGCCCUGUCUCUAUCUGUUAAGUUGGCCAUAUGGGAAGUCUGUUUGGACAAUUUUGUGGAGUCAAUCCAGUCGAUCCCUGAGAUGCUGAAAUCAGGCCAGAGGGUCAAACUGUCGAGGUCUGAGGUCCUGCAGAAGACUGGAGAACUUUUUGCUUUAAGGCACUGUAUAAACCUAAGUUCUGACCUGCUGAUCACCCCAGACUUCUACUGGGACAGAGAAAACCUUGAGCAGCUGUAUGACAAAACCUGCCAGUUCCUCAGCAUCAACCGUAGGGUCAAGGUUGUGAAUGAGAAGCUGCAGCACUGCACGGAGCUUACUGACCUGAUGAGGAACCACUUGAGUGAGAAACACAGUCUGAGACUGGAGUGGAUGAUUGUCAUCCUCAUUACCAUUGAGGUGAUGUUUGAACUUGCCAGAGUGAUCUUCUGAAGAACACUUUGUGGCCUGGGCACAAGACUUUGUCAUUUGCACAACCUUGUUUUUUUUGCU
Alosa alosa (allis shad) is the source of this 1510-nucleotide messenger RNA. RefSeq names its product required for meiotic nuclear division 1 homolog (gene rmnd1). Lineage: Eukaryota; Metazoa; Chordata; Actinopteri; Clupeiformes; Clupeidae. Gene Ontology annotation, biological process: positive regulation of mitochondrial translation. The record is from RefSeq and is a predicted model, not a curated record. Bases 167 to 1450 code for a protein of 427 amino acids. The transcript has 12 exons.